Molecule: messenger RNA, 2860 nt
Organism: Rhinolophus ferrumequinum (greater horseshoe bat)
Lineage: Eukaryota; Metazoa; Chordata; Mammalia; Chiroptera; Rhinolophidae
Gene: CAPS2
Product: calcyphosine 2
Exons: 18
Coding region: 292-2088 (598 amino acids)
Molecular function (GO): calcium ion binding
Source: RefSeq, a predicted model, not a curated record
UCGAACAAGGUGCUUGGGCCAACGAGAUUCUUUUCCCUGGAAAUGAGAGAAGGGUUGGAGGCCCAGCGUGGUGACGCCUGUUGCCAGGCAACCUGAAGACGCGGUUCUGAGUUGGUCUGAGGCUUUGCUGGGAACUGUCCCUUUCCAGCUCGUCCUGUCUGAAGCUGUCCCAAGCCGGUUCUCCGUGGAAUCAUCGCAAUUAAUACCUCUCAGCCCUCCUGCCCUGGACCUGGUCUUCACCCAGCUUGUUGGUCAAGUCAGUAUACUGCAUGAAUAAACACUUGAACUUAAAUGGAUUUGGAGGUUAAAGGAGUUGCCGUUUCUCCUAGGAGUCAAGCUCAGUCAUUCUCUGGACAAAAGAAGCCACUACAACAAGGUUGGACUUCCAAAUCAUGGGCAAUGCAGAAUUCAUGCCUACCUGUGGUCCCACGACUUGAUUUGGGAAGCCUUGUUGACUCUGAAGAUGAGGAUGAAGUUUCAUAUAUUCCACUUAGUACAGCUCAUAUUUAUUUUGACCCACCAAAUUCAUCUUCUGCUUUUCAUUGGGUCACACCAUGUCAAAAACCAUAUACUCAGCAUCAUUUAAAAGAACUGGAAGAGGACAUAAUACCUGAAAAUUUACCAGCACCAACAAGCAAAUAUAAACUAAAGUAUCAGCAAUACGAGACUGAAAUGAAAGAGGGAUAUAAGCAAUAUAGUCAGAGAAAUGCAGAAAAGACAAAAUCAAAUAUCACACAUCAGCAUUCUCCAAGAAACAAGACAGAUGACAAGUGUGUACAAGGGGAAGAAGCAAUCACUGAUCUUACAACUCUGGAUAGGAAAGCCCUCUUACAGCAGGGUUAUGCAGACAAUCCUUACGAUGCACAGCGGAGUACAAGAAAAUCUGAUGCUGAAAUGGUGGCCGCUGAGAAGAAGAAACAGACUGUUGCAGAGCAAGUGAUGACAGACUACUUAUCUAGGGCUGUAAUCAGUGAUCCAGAACAAAAUUUAAUCACUGAGAAACAAGGAAGUGCUCAUAUGCUUCCUGUUUCCAACAUAGCACCUCUUCGAUUUAGGAAAAGAACACUACAUGAAACAAAGAUAAGAACACAUUCUACCUUAACUGAGAAUAUGCUUUCUAAUAAAGUACAAUUUGAUGGUAGGAUCAUAUCAAGAAAUGGACAUGAUGCUUGCAGAGAGCUGAUUGGGUUCUUUUUUACUCAUGAUCAGUCCCUUACAGUUUAUGAAUAUCGGCAAUUUGGGAAAAAUAGAACAAAUGUGCUACCUUUUAUUCAAAAAAACAUUUAUAGUCAUCAGCGUGGACGAAGGAAAGGAAAACAAUACCAACUUGGUGAUUUUUAUGUUGGUGCAAACUUGACAUUUUUGAAUUCUGAUCAUCUCAGACUUCCAGAAAGCAUAAAAGAAAACACAUUACUUAUACUUCGAAUCACAAAUAUUGAUCGGAUAGCUUUGGAUUCUCUCAGAACUGGUUCUGUGGAACAUGAGGAUGGUAUAAACAGGCAGGAAGCCAAUGAUAGGCUGGUCUUCAAGGCCAUUCAAGAUGAGUUAAAAGAACAGCUACAUAAAAGAGGUGUCCGUAUUUUCACUGGAUUGGGAAAAUACUUUCGACAAUUGGACAAGGAAGGAAGUGGACUUUUAGAUAAGGCAGAUUUUAAGCAAGCUUUAAAUGUAUUUCACUUAGAGGUGUCUGAAAAGAAUUUUGAGUCUUCAUGGCUAAUUCUGAAUGACAGUGGCAAUGGCAAGGUUGACUAUGGAGAAUUCAAACGUGCCGUUAUUGGUGAAAUGAAUGAAUACAGGAAAUCAUUUGUUCGAAAGGCCUUUAUGAAACUGGAUUUCAACAAAAUGGGCAGUGUACCUAUUACAAACAUAAGAAAAUGUUAUUGUGCAAAGAAACAUCCUCAAGUAAUUUCAGGCCAUUUCACAGAGGAACACAUCAAAUCAUCGUUUCUAGAAACAUUAAAAGAUGCCUGCAACAAGUCUGAUGAAGUGUCAUAUGGUGAAUUUGAAGAUUACUAUGAAGGUCUAAGUAUAGGAAUAGUAAAUGAUGAAGAUUUUGUGAAUAUCUUACGUACUCCAUGGGGGAUUUAGUUUUUUUAAAUGAGUAUAUCAUUAGCACUAAACAUUUUAAAGGAGAGAUGAAUUCAUUGUAAAGUAUGAUCAAACACUGGAGUAUAUUUUUCUAGGGCUCUCUUUAUUUUUUUAUUUUUUCCUUACAAAGGUUGAGUCUGGAAAGAGAAAUAUUCAGAAAGUUAGAUGUAGGGGUAUAUGUAUGUUCAUGCACAGGUACGAGUGCUCAUUGUCUAUAAGUUUGAAAAGAUCUGUCUUUUUUAUUUAUUACUCAUCUUGAAUGUAUUUCAGAAGUCUUUAUUUGCCUUCAUAGGAAAGUAACAUCCGUAUCAAACUAUAUGAGAUCAUCUAUGUAGUAACCAAGUUUCUCGGCCAUUUUUUUUUUCUAUCUGUUUCCCCAAAUAAAAUAUACUGCCAUUUGUUAGAGAAUUAAUUGUUACCAUUCUCAAUUUGAUGAAUUAGAAUUGGGUUUAAAGCUUAUGAGACUGAAAUAGUUCAAUUUGUUUCAGGCAUAUGAAAAUGUUACAGGAAUUAAAAGAUAUGUAAGAGAAAUUUUCCGUGCUGUGUGAUUAUGGAUGUUUUCUGUAACAUUUUGAAUGAUGGAGGCUUACCCCUAAAAUGCUUAUAUAAACAUUGACUUGUCUUGUGAAUUCUUGUCUUCUAAAUUAUGUGCUGUUGUUUGUUCAAGAGAGCACAAGUUACUUCUAGUGACCAGUUCUGUUCAUUCUUUUAUUCUAUUUUUAACUGCAACCCUUAUAACCUACACAGAAUUAUUUAGCUAAAAACAAUACAA